Molecule: messenger RNA, 1152 nt
Organism: Polistes canadensis
Lineage: Eukaryota; Metazoa; Arthropoda; Insecta; Hymenoptera; Vespidae
Product: ankyrin repeat family A protein 2
Exons: 6
Coding region: 260-1090 (276 amino acids)
Cellular component (GO): nucleus; cytoplasm
Molecular function (GO): protein binding
Source: RefSeq, a predicted model, not a curated record
UGCGCUUUGUCUUUAUUUGUAAACAGAUAUAUUAAAGAAUUAUAUCCCAGUUACAAUGCACUAAUAAGAUUACCUUUAAUUGAUCUAUUUACUAUAUCUAUAUUGUAAAAAUUAUAUUAUUCGAUAUAUAUGAAAAUAUAUUUUCAAUAAUUUAGUGAACAACUUGUUUAUGUGUGACAUGCUUUGGUUUAACAAAACCAACCAACCGUUUUGUAUAUAUUCUCACAUGUAAUAGAAUUAUAAAUAUUUUUAAACGGUCAUGGAAAAUCGAAUUCAUGAGGAAUUAAUUAUAAAAGAAGAAGAAAACGGAGAGGAGGAAUAUGAAUCUUCAGGAAGUAAAAAAGAAGGAACGACAAGAGAUAAUACUGAAACAGCAAUAGGUAUACGACCAAGGCCUUUGAUAUAUAAACCAGAUAAUGCGAGUAUAGGGUGUAGGUCAGAGCCAAUAGAAAGGAAGUGGCAUUGGGCACCCGGUGCAUGGCAGGAUGCAACCAGAACCAGUGCAUUUCAACCAUAUAAGCCACCAACUUUGUUAACUAACUUACAAAGAGGUAAUACACGUACAAAAAUACCUCAACUCUAUGGAAGAACAGAUAUUACUUUUCAUACAUUAGCUGGUCAAGGAGAACUUACACCUGAAAGCAUACAACCAGGAUCGGUAGAUCUUACAGAUGAGAAAGGUUUAACAGGUCUUAUGUGGGCUGCAGGAUAUGGACAAUUAGGUAGCGCAAGGCAAUUGUUAAAAGCUGGCGCGAACAAAAAUUAUCGUGGUCAUAAUGGAGAGACUCCUUUACAUUUAGCUGCCGCUUACGGUCAUCACGAUCUUGUAAAGUUACUUUUAAAUCAUGGCGCUGAUUCAAAUGCAAGCGAUGAGGAAGGAAACACGCCUCUUAUUUAUGGAGCACAUGGUGAUCAUCCACAUGUUUGUUACGAACUUUUGUCUAGAGGAGCAGAUAUUACACAUCGUAAUGUACACAAUAUAAGUGCAUACCAAGCUGCAAUAAUAAAUAAUUCGUUAACUGCUAAGGCAGUUAUCGAAAACUAUCUAUUGCAACAAGUAGUAAGUGUACCAUCUGAUAUAUUGCAAUAACCUGUUAAUUAUAUAUUAUUGUUUAAAUAUUUUUAAACGUUAUGUAAAUAUUAUCAUUAUUA